Messenger RNA from Blepharisma stoltei, 1992 nucleotides. The record is from the annotation of a GenBank genome assembly. Lineage: Eukaryota; Ciliophora; Heterotrichea; Heterotrichida; Blepharismidae.
AUGGAAGAAGAAUACUCAACAAGAGAGCUUGAAUGGUUCGACAUAGAAACAAAGAUGCGUGAGCUCAUGCAACAGCAGCUGGAGCCUGUCCUUUCAAAAGCAAGAGAAGACCGAGAAACGAAUGCGAGGUUAAAAAAUAUUGUAGUUCAGUUAGAAGACAGAAUUAAAGAGUUAGAGCUAUCUGUUUUAGGCGAUCAGCCUUUUGAAACUGUCAUAGAUAGCAUUAAAAACAAGCAUACUGAAUUAGAAGGCAAUCGGAAGAAAGAUGCAAUAAUAGUAAACCAAGAAUUCUCAGGAAUUAAAGAAAUCAUAAAAUCCUUUCAGUUUCAGCUGGGUGGCUUCCAAGAAAUGCUCAAUAAUUUCGACGAAUUAAGCAAAAGCACUCGAAAUGAAAUCAAUCAAAUGAGGAUGGGUAUUGAUGCUAACCAACAAUUAGUCAUGAAUGAAUUUAACGGUGUAAACGCAAGAUUUCAAGAAAUGACGAAGGCAUAUAUAGAUUACAAUCUUAGAGCUGAGGAAAAAGCAAAUAGAUCGCUUAUUAAAUCAUCUGAAAAUUCUAUAGAAAUUGCAAGUUUAAGAAAAGAUGUUAAUUCUUUGAGAGCGGAAACUGGAGGACUGCUCUCAUCAAUGGAAGACCAAAAUUAUAAUAAGCUCAGCAUUGCUACUUUUAAUAUAGAAAAGGCUCUGAUUGAGCAAAGAUUUGAGAGCUGUAAAGAGAAAUUAGAUAAAUUCAAUGAUGAAUUAAUCAAGAGAGAUUCUUUUAUUGACAAGUAUAUUCCUCUGAAAAUCGCUACCAUUGUUUCUGAUUAUAUGCAUUCUUCACUUGAUUUAUUGGCGCGAAAACGAAUCGCUGAGUUUGAGAUGAACUUUUUAAGAGACCUAAAUUCUGAAGCAUUAAUAGAAAGAGGGGUGGAGCCAAGAGAAAUCCAAGUUACAAAAAUCCUUGAGGAUAUGAGACAUAUUGAACAAAGAAAGGUUGACCUUCUCAGUGAUAAAAAAUCUAAAAGACAAAACUCAGCAAUGAGUUCUCAGAGGGCUUUAUCAAAUCCUUCUGAUCCUGAAAGCCCAAUAAAUAUGCAAAAUGUAAAGGCACCUCUCCCACAAAUUGAAGAAGUCGAGGUUAAUCCAGCUAACCAAAUCUAUAAUAUUGAAAAUAUACAAGAAAUAGUUGAAAAAGUAUUUGAAGAACAAUUUGAGCCCCAUAUUUUAAAAUUCAGGUUUGAAAUCAAAGAUAAGUUUGCAAUGAUGCAAAAAAUAAUCAAGACUGGUGACGACCAAUGUAUGGCUCUUGCAAACCAUUUGAUUGAAGAAAUUGAAGACCUCAAUAAAAAAGUCAAAAAAGAUAGAGCUGACUUCGAAGCAAACACUGCAGAAUCUAGGGAAAAACAUAAUAAAAUAGAUGAAAAUUUGGAAAAAAUAGAAAAUUCUUUAAGCAACACUGCUCAAAUGGUCGUCUGUCUUGUUGAAUGUGCUCAGAUUCAGCAAGCUUUGGAAGCACAAGAUGAAGAAGAUCGCCAUUCAAUGGCUCAAAACUAUGAAAGGGACCUUCAAAAUGAGCUGGUCAUGAGCAAGCCUAAAUAUUCACCAGAGCCUUAUAGCUCAACUGUACCUUCUGCCAAUUUUUCACUCCAAAAAAAAUGCCUUGGGUGUGGAAAUACAACUUCAAUUAUUUCAGGUUAUCGGACAUCUAUAAUGUAUAAGCCGACGCCGCUCUUUUAUAGAAAUAAAAAGCUUGAUAGGCCUGAACUUAUAUCAUUAAAAGGAAAUAUUAUUAAAAGAUGCUGAGAAUCAGUAUCCCCAGCAAUGCCAUGAAAGCAAAACGACUUUGAACAAAUCAUAUUGGACGCUUCUAAAAAUUGAAAUAAAAGGAAUAUAAGUAAUGAAUCAACGCUCUCUGAGCCUCUUGGAAGAGAGGCUUUGCCAAUGCUUGUAUCACCUGCAAAUCGAUCGUUUAGCAACUCUCGAAGGAGUAAACUAACAAGCUAUCGUUAG